GCGGGUCGGUCCACCGUAGGCCAGCUCCCUGGCGCGAGAGACGCGUGCCGAGCAGACGCGACAGCGGCUGCGGCCACGCGCCGGGCACCGUUCAGUCACUACAGCAGAGCCCCGACGCCGGGUCGCACGUGCAGAGGCCGGCACCGGAGGGACAGGACGACUGGCAGGAGCCGGCCGCGGGCAGAGCAGGGAGGACUCGGGUAGGAGCGCUGGAGUCGGUCGAGCGAAGGCUAUGCGCUGGUAUGGGCGCGCGAGUGUGACUCUGACAACCGGAAUCGAACGUGACGACAAACGGCGCUUCUGCGAGACGGGACAGCAGCAGAACUGUGCAACGAUGGGAAGUCGCCGGAUCUGCGGUGUUCGUCCGGAAACGCUGGCUGCCGUCGGCCUCUGCAUCCUGACGAUGGCUAACUUUGCCGCGGCUCAGGUCAACGUAAACUUUGACGGGGAGAUGGUGGCCGAGGAGUCGUCGCGUGUGUCGCAGCAGAGCGGGGCUGGCGGCUGGGAGCCGUGGCGGCGGGCCACCCCCGCCGACCGACGUCGCCCGACCAACAGGCUGGAGCGGCGGCCGCAGCUGUCGCGGCCAUGGCCGGACGCGUGGCUGCCGCCGGCUCCCCUGGACGGGGACGAGAGCGACUGGCUGUCGCCCACGCUGCGCGAGCCGUGGCGCACCAAGUAUGACCGCUACCCCACCGAGGAGCACAACGCCGUGUUCGGCCGACCGGCAGUGCCCACGUUCCCCGCCAGCCACGGACUGGGCUCGCGACGAUGCGCCGACUGA
Molecule: messenger RNA, 781 nt
Organism: Pollicipes pollicipes
Lineage: Eukaryota; Metazoa; Arthropoda; Thecostraca; Pollicipedomorpha; Pollicipedidae
Exons: 6
Coding region: 233-781 (182 amino acids)
Source: RefSeq, a predicted model, not a curated record